Molecule: messenger RNA, 847 nt
Organism: Paramecium sonneborni
Lineage: Eukaryota; Ciliophora; Oligohymenophorea; Peniculida; Parameciidae
Source: the annotation of a GenBank genome assembly
AUUAAUUAUGAUUGGCAGAUUUGUGGGAGCUUCAGUAGGUAAAUAGAAUUUGAAAUAAAAAAGCUCUUUUUGGGAUUGCUGCAUAUGGAAGUUAUAAAAUAAAUGAAGCAAAAUAAUUUAAGGAACUAUACUUUGACACUCUUCCUGAUAAAAGAUAAUAUUUGCUUCAGCAACAUUAAAAUGCUGCUUAUAUAUAUGACCCAACAUUUGAUUCUUAUGAACAUACAAGCAAAAUUGUAAAUAGAAGUAUAAUUGUAGGCAUCAUAUCGUAAGACAUUAGUGGGACUAUGUUAAGGGAAGAUUUUAGAAACAGGUGUUGGUACUUCAAGAAAUCUAAAGCAUUAUCCUUAAGGGAGUGAUGUAACAGCUGUAGAUUGGAGUAGUAAUGUAUUGGAAGUGGCAUUAUUAAAAUCAACAUCAAAUAUUAAUAUUUCAUAUAGAUUGGAAGAUGUUGAAAAUAUGAGUUUUAAAGACAAUACAUUUGACACUGUAUUAGAUACUUUUGGUUUGGAAUAUUAUCUAAAUCCUGAAAAGGUCAUAUCUGAGAUGAAGAGAGUUUGUAAACCAGGUAAAAUUAAUUUGUAUAUAUAGGGCGGCAAGAUAUUAUUACUUACAUCUGGUAGAAGCACCUAUGACAUACUUAAUCUCUAUUUAGAAUACAAAUAAGCUAAAUACUUGAAAACUUUGGGUUAGUUUUGUAAUAGAGAUUGGGAAUCUAUUAUUUAAGAUCCUGAACUUAUGGUUUUAACCAAAGAGAGAAAAAUAAAUGGAACUGUUUAUUUCUAUGUUUUAGAAAAUAAUAAAAAAGAAUGAGUUUAUUAUUGAUUUAAUUAUUUCAUAAUUCCAC